Molecule: messenger RNA, 858 nt
Organism: Frankliniella occidentalis (western flower thrips)
Lineage: Eukaryota; Metazoa; Arthropoda; Insecta; Thysanoptera; Thripidae
Product: cysteine-rich PDZ-binding protein
Exons: 3
Coding region: 284-583 (99 amino acids)
Biological process (GO): cytoplasmic microtubule organization
Cellular component (GO): dendrite
Molecular function (GO): PDZ domain binding; microtubule binding
Source: RefSeq, a predicted model, not a curated record
AGAGAUUUUUGCGCAGGUUAGGUUAAACGCCAUUGUUUGUUGUUUUGCAGCUUGCAUCAGCUGUCAGUGUUGUCCUCUGAGAUGUUGUUUUUUCGAAGGAAUUAUUCGUAAAUAGUGAUUCGUUUCUUGAAAGUAAAUUGUCGUUUCUUUGGUUUGCCGUGCUCGAUUAUCUCCGGAUUAACCCCUGUAUCAUCACUGAUUGUUGUGAAUGCAACGGUUAUAGAACACCAAAUACUUUUGUAUUCUACUAAUUAGCAGGGUGCCAAAGGAAUAAGGAACUAAAAUGGUUUGCGACAAAUGUGAGAAGAAAUUGGGGAAAGUCAUAACCCCUGACCCUUGGAAGUCUGGUGCACGAAAUACAACUGAAGGAGGCGGACGCAAAAUUGGAGAAAACAAAGCCUUAACAGCACGAUCAAGAGCUUCUCCUUACACAACUUCAUUUAACUGCUGUCGAAUUUGUAGACAAAAAGUCCAUCAGGCUGGUUCACAUUAUUGUCAAGCAUGUGCCUACAAGAAAGCAAUUUGUGCCAUGUGUGGAGUGAAAAUGUUGAACACUAAAAACUACAAGCAGUCUGCAGCCUAAUUUCUGAAUCUGCUGUGACGUUUAUGAACUCCGUUGUUCCAUUGUUGUGUGAAAUGUCAAACGUGUUAAAUAUGGGUUAUGAAUUAUUUAUAUUUCAUUUAGGUUGUUUAUAGAUAUUCUGAAAUUUUGUUAAUACUGUCCUUAUCUGAAUUAAUAUCUUUGCAAAGCAAGUAACUAAGUUAUUAUUUCUGAUUUGCUGUUAAUAUAAUUGUGAAUAGUGACAAAUGCAGAGGUGUUAUCAUGCCUUCAUUAAAUAUUCGUUCCAUCUCUUAAAA